Messenger RNA from Ustilago hordei, 735 nucleotides. RefSeq lists its product as uncharacterized. The transcript is spliced from 2 exons. The record is from RefSeq and is a predicted model, not a curated record. NCBI's taxonomy places the organism in Eukaryota, Fungi, Basidiomycota, Ustilaginomycetes, Ustilaginales, Ustilaginaceae. The coding region runs from base 1 to 735 and encodes 244 amino acids.
AUGACUUCUUUCGUCCCCAAUCCCAACUUUGACAAGGAAAACUCCAACCCAAAGGACUGGGCCUACCACCUCGGCUGUCUCCCUCAAGAACACCACAUCGUCUUCACCAAACAAGACUUUGUUGUCUUUCUCAAGCAGCACAAUGUUCACGUUGGUCCGAACUUCACCGAGCUCUCCAAGCUGCCAAAGUACGCCACCAUCGGCAAAUUGACCGUCUCGGACGGGGCUGGUCCUUCUUCCGCCGCCUCCGCACCGCCUGUUGCUCAGCAGCAACCUUCUCGGACACAACAGUCCCUCGAAAACACACCAGCACAGACUGAAGAGGACGCCAACGUUGUCUACACAAGCUCAGGCGAGGUCUUCCGACCCAGCCGCAAGGUCCGCCAGCUUCCCGGUGGUGGCUCCGCACAAGUGACAGCACUCUUUGGUAGCGGCGCUGAGGAAGAGGAGCAAGCCCCUACACCCGCCCGCCGUGCACUCACACCCGCACCUGCUGCCGCCCCAGCAGCACCAGCAGACGAUGGUUUCGAACCCCUUGGUGCUGCUCCAGCUAGGCGUGUUGCCAGUGGCAAUAUUGCCAACGAGUCGCAUUUACACGACCAUGUUAGCGGAGAGAAGCCUGGUGUGUACGGGGGCGUGCGAAAUGACGCUGUGAUGAACAACGGCUUCCGACCUACCCGUCGUGUUCGUGUCCCUGGCGGUACCGGUGGUGUCUCGAGCAUCUCUUUCACCUAG